Molecule: messenger RNA, 1299 nt
Organism: Drosophila ananassae
Lineage: Eukaryota; Metazoa; Arthropoda; Insecta; Diptera; Drosophilidae
Product: lysoplasmalogenase-like protein TMEM86A
Exons: 3
Coding region: 292-1062 (256 amino acids)
Cellular component (GO): membrane
Source: RefSeq, a predicted model, not a curated record
GCUCUCGGCGGCAAUCAAAACUUUUAGCGUUGUCCGGCCCCAGUCCAGCGAUUCGGACUAAAAUUUCUAUACUUUUACUUUGACGUUGGCCGCUAGCGAGAAACGUGUUCUUUUGGGUUUUCGGUUCGGUUCGGUUUGCUUCGAUUCGGUUCUUUUUAUUGCUUUUAUUCGCUGAGGGGGCGAGUUGUUUCAUUUUGAUUAUUUUUGAAUCCGUGUGAAAGUGCAGCCUGACUUGGCGAACUUAAACUGCCGCUAAUAGUUGCAAUUAAGCUAAACUAAUAAUUGGCCGGAAUGAGCGACUUUGGGAAAUUUGCCAAAACACAUGGCCCAAAGCUGGUGCCUUUUCUGGUGACCCUUGUUUUUUACUUCUCGCUGGUGCGGAAGGAUCCCCAAGGAGAGCUAUGGACCACAGUGCUCAAAUGCUUGCCCAUCUUGGCCUUGGUGUUCUAUAUUGUGGCCAAAGGAUUGUCGCUCAAAAAAGGAUACCGUCGCUCGCUUUGGAUACUGCUCGGUUUGAUCUUUUCCUGCGGCGGUGAUGCUCUACUUAAUAUCAACCUGUUUCCCUUUGGCAUGGUAUCCUUUGGGGUGGCCCAUGUCUUCUAUAUUAGCGCCUUUGGCUGGAAACCACUAAAGUGGCUAAUUGGAUUGGUUCUCUAUGUGGCCGUUUCACUUUGUAAGCAUUUUUUAAUGAAAAAGAGAUUUUUUACUUUAAAAUAUUUCCCAAUUGCAGUUGUAUAUUUUGUGCAUAAAAAACUGGACGAGAUCCUGAUAAUUGGAGUCCCUAUUUAUUGUUUCAUUAUUACCACCAUGUUGUGGCGAUCCCUGGCCAGAGCUGUGGAUGUUAAGAGCUUCUUGGCCAUUUUUUGUGCCGUUGGAGCCAUUCUUUUUGUAAUCUCCGAUGCUCUGAUCGCAGUCACUAUGUUUGUGGGCGUGCCCCUGCCUUGUGCGCGCCUCCAGAUCAUGAUCACCUACUAUGCCGCCCAGUUCGCCAUUGCGCUAAGCACGGCGGACGAAGGAUCCUCAAAGGAUCAGUCUCGUUCCUUUCGCAAGAAAAUCAAGUGAAGCCAAUAAUUCCCAAUGCUCAACAGUAGAAAUCGCAUAAAUUACAUGAACGCAACCACCAAAGUUAGUACUUCCAUAGUAUCUAGUUUAAUGCCAGUUAUGUGUGUUUUUUCCGCAUCCAAGUAGACUAGUGUAAUCCAAGAUUUCUCGUGUUUAUGUUGAUGGAUGCGGAGAAGGAUUUUCUUAGAGUUUAGUAGAUGUUUGUUGAAUUAAAAUAAACAGAACAAUUAUAUCAAA